ACCCAAGUGAUGAGGAAGACUCUCCAGGGUGGCUCCUCUGGGAAGGGAACGACGUUGAACUACAGCUCCGAUGUGGACAUGGUCUUGUUCUUGAGCUGUUUCCCCAGCUUCCAAGACCAGGCAGAGCACCGCGGAUUGAUCAUCAGCUUCAUCGAGGAAAGACUGACUCAGUACAGCAGGAACCUGGCCUACAGCAUCACCAUGGUCCCGCGGAGAGAGACGAGCAGGGUCCCCCGCUCCCUGUCCUUCCAGGUCCAGCCCAGGAGGAACAGUGAAGCCAUUGGAGUGGAUGUGCUCCCGGCCUAUGAUGCUCUGAGACAUUUUUGCCCGGACUCUAAACCCUCACCGGAAAUCUAUGAAGACUUAAUAACCAGUGGUGCCACGCCUGGAGAGUUCUCGCCAAGCUUCACAGAGUUGCAGAGGCACUUCGUGAAAAGUCGACCUGUUAAGCUAAAGGACCUCCUGCGGCUGGUGAAGCACUGGUAUCUGCAGUACUUGAAACCUAAAUAUCAAAACUCAGCAUUGCCCCCAAAAUAUGCUCUGGAGCUACUGACCAUCUAUGCCUGGGAAAUAGGUACAGACAAAAGCGACAGCUUCAACCUGGGUGAAGGGUUUAGAGCUGUGAUGGAACUCCUCAUAGAUUAUGAAAACAUCUGCAUAUAUUGGACCAAGUACUAUGAUUUCCAAAAUGAGACUGUCAGAAUCUAUCUCAAACAACAAUUGAAGGAAUGCAGGCCAGUUAUCCUGGACCCAGCUGAUCCUACCAACAACCUGGGAAGUAAAAAGAGAUGGGACCUGGUGGCCAGAGAAGCUGUUCGCUGCCUGAGGCAGGCCUGCUGCUGGACUGAAGACCCCAGCCAGGGCUGGCAUGUACAGCCAGCAAGGGAUGUCCAGGUGACGGUGAAAAAGGCAGGAGAGGAGGCCUGGAUAUUCUCAGUGAACCCCUACCGUCGCAUCUGGCAGAUGAAAGCCAAGAUCAAGAGGACAUGGGGCUUCAGCGGGCAACAGCGUCUGUCCUUCCAGGAGCCGGGAGGGGAGCGGCAUCUGCUCAGCAACCGGCACACAUUAGCAUAUUAUGGGAUCUUCUCUAAGGUGAGCGUCUGGGUGCUGGAGACCUUCCCUCCUGAGAUCCAGGUCUUCGUGAAGGACUCUAGUGGUCAGAGCAAGCCUUAUGCCGUCCACCCUGAGGACUCCAUCCGUGACUUGAAAGAGAAGAUUGAGGAAGGUGGAGGACCUUACGUGGAGGAUCAGGUACUAAAGUUCCAGAAUCGGAUACUGUGGAAUCACCGCAGCCUCUCAGACCUGCAGAUCAAAGACUGUGACACCGUCAUACUCGUGAAGAGAAACUGAGUAAGGAAAGGGUUAAGGUAUAGGCAGGGAGAGAUAGGGGGUCCCUGGCUAGGCUCUGAGACUAUUCCUGGCAGGCAGAAGCACUAAGACAGAGUGAACAAGAGAUAAGGGAACAGACCAUCUGGCCUGGGAUGGUCAGCAGUAUUUUUCUUUGGCGGCUCCAGUAUCAUAGAAAAUGACCAAACCUCAAAGAAGUGAGUCAUUAAGGGUGUUAUCAAUAGUCCAUGCUCAAACCAAGACUGCACAAGAAACUCAAGGUCAUAAGUUUCCCGGUCAGUUCUCAAUAAAAAACCAGCCCACAAUGAAUCAUGGAACACUACAUCAAAAACUAAUGAUGUAAUGCAUGGUGAUUAACAUAAC
Messenger RNA from Leptonychotes weddellii (Weddell seal), 1710 nucleotides. The record is from RefSeq and is a predicted model, not a curated record. NCBI's taxonomy places the organism in Eukaryota, Metazoa, Chordata, Mammalia, Carnivora, Phocidae.